Prorocentrum cordatum is the source of this 1277-nucleotide messenger RNA. NCBI's taxonomy places the organism in Eukaryota, Dinophyceae, Prorocentrales, Prorocentraceae. The record is from the annotation of a GenBank genome assembly.
GCAGACGGCCCGCGCCCGCAGCGGCGGCGAGCGCCCUGCUCGCCGCCCUGCUCGCCGCCGCGCUGGCCGCGCCGACGGCGCGGGCUGGCGGCGCGCACGGCCUGCUGCUGCUGGCCGCCGCGGGGCCCCAGCGCUGCCCGCGCUGCUGGGGCGGCCCUGGCGCCCGCUCGCGGCGGCCGUGGCCGCUGGCCCCGCGGGCGCCCGCAGGGCCAGGCCUGGCGGCGGCGGCACCCGGCCCGGGGAGGCCGAGGCGCAGAGCCGUGGGGCUGCGGGCGGCGUCGUCCCAGGAUGCGGCUCGGACGAAAGUCGGCGGCGCGCCGGGAGGCCCUGCGGCUGCGAGCGAGCUGCGCUUCCUGCCUCCGCUGGAGACCAUGAGGCCAGCCGAGGGCGCCGUCGCCGAGGGGCACCAGGUGCUCCCCUGCUUCCCGCUGCCCCUGGCGCGGGCAGCUCUGCCAGGCACGGAGAGGACCAUCAACGUGUGCGAGAAGAGGUACAUCAAGGAGGGAAUGGUCGACGACCUGCUGCAGUCCGGGCAGAGGCGCUUCGUGAUACCGAAGACCAGAUUCGCUUGGGAGGGGGGGUCGCCGCCUUCCCGUGGGGUGGAGCUCGCAGAGGCCGCAGUGGUGCUGCACCUCGAUGAGGUGCGAGAACCACCGCCGGGCUCCAAAUUCCGGUACACGUGCACGCACAGCGUGUGCAGCCCCGUGACCAUAACCAAGGUUUGCAACCCAGAAGUGUUCCUGGAAGGCAACACGUACCUCCGCGUGGAGUGCAAGGAGCCGAGUGAUGUAGAUGAAGAUGUAAAUUACGAGGUGGAAGAGCGUGCCCUCAUGGAUAUACUGUACGAGGUGGCGCGGCUGCGCCAGUCCACCGGCGAUCCUCUGCGCCGUCUGGAACUACGUGUUGACGGCAACGGGCGGCCUUACUACGUAGACCACUGUCGCAGUAUACCAUCAAUCACCGAGGACACCCUCGGGCAGACGUGUGCCAGUCGCAGCAAGUUCUGGGAGCUCGCGUCUCUGUGGCAGGGCUACUGCGACCGGCGCGCGGUGUCGCUGCGGCAGCAGCUGGAGAGGGACGUGCUGAAGCGCUCUGGGCCCCAGGCGUACGAGCUCCGCCGGCAGUACCGCGAGGUCAGCUCCGGGCUCGCGCAGGGUGCGGCAGAGGUGGCCCAGAGGCUGCUGCAGGCGGAAGGACACGGCCAGAGGCUCGCGGUGCUGACGGCCGCCGGACAGCAGGAGGCAGAGCGGCUGGCGGCGAUCUCGGCCAUGUACAUG